ACGGUUCACUUGUCAUUUCUGGGUGAGGAAACAAGAAGACUGCUACUUUCCAACCGGUGUAUCUGUAGCCAAUUGGGUCUAUUGUUGAGUAGAAAAUAGUCGUUACUGCAAUGGAUAAAACGUUAACGCUGUACUCAGACAAAGCCGAAGACGUCGCGACGUCCUCUAGUUUUCGCCAGUUUAAAAUAGAGCAUUUUCAUCUCGACCUGAAAGUGGACUUUUUGCAAAAAUCUAUAUCAGGAACCGAGACGAUACAACUGCAGUGCAUUCAAGACAGUCAAAGUGAGUUACAGCUAGAUAUUCAUCCAACUCUGUCUGUUCAUGAAAUCACACUGAGCCAGAAUGCACGUGACUGGACCAGAACAGAAUUCCUGACUCAGGAUUUCACCAGUUACGGGACAACACUGGUGGUGAAGUUUCCCACUGCUUUCAGCGCCGAUGACAAACUUCAGCUUGCAAUCAGAUAUACAGCUACUGAUGGGCCAGGGGUGUGUUGGCUGGAACCGGAGCAGACAGCGGGAAAGCUCAAGCCUUAUGUUUUUACGCAAGGCCAGGCUGUUCUCAACCGCUCCUGCUUCCCAUGCUUUGAUACUCCAGCAGUCAAGAGCACCUACUCAGCAGCAGUUCAGGUGCCUGAUGGCUUCACGGCAGUUAUGAGCGCUAAUAAAUGGGAGCAGAGGAAAGCGGACGGUGCUUUUCUCUUCACUAUGGAGCAUCCCAUUCCUGCUUAUCUGGUAGCACUGGCAGUGGGAAACCUGCAGUCUGCGGAAGUGGGACCCAGGACACGUGUUUGGACCGAACCUUGUUUACUACAGGCAGCCAAGCAGGAGUAUGAUAAUGUGAUUGAAGACUUCCUGUCUGUCGGAGAGAAACUGUUUGGACCUUACGUUUGGGGAAGAUAUGAUGUGCUUUUCAUGCCUCCGUCGUUCCCGUUCGGUGGGAUGGAGAACCCCUGUCUGACAUUCGUGACCCCCUGUCUGCUGGCCGGCGAUCGCUCUCUCGCUGAUGUCAUAGUGCACGAGAUCUGCCACAGCUGGUUUGGAAACCUGGUCACCAAUGCCACAUGGGGGGAUUUCUGGCUGAAUGAAGGCUUCACCAUGUACGCCCAGCGCAGGGUCUGCAGGGAGCUCUAUGGAGAGGCGUAUACGUGUUUGGAAGCAGCGACUGGUAAAGCUCUCCUGCGUCAGCACAUGGACAAUACUGGAGAAGAUCAUCCUCUCAAUAAACUACGGGUUAAGAUUGAGCCGGGUGUCGAUCCUGAUGACACCUACAAUGAGACGCCCUAUGAGAAAGGAUUCUGCUUUGUGUCCUACCUGGCACACCUGACAGGAGAUCAGUCACGCUUUGACACAUUCCUCAAGGCUUAUGUGGAGAAGUUCAAGUUCAGAAGUGUGCUGGCAGAGGAUGCGCUGGAGUUUUACCUGGAGUAUUUCCCAGAGUUGAAGGAAAAGAACGUCCACAAAAUUAAGGGUCUGGAUUUUGACAGCUGGCUCAAUGUUCCUGGUUGGCCUCCAUACGUCCCUGACCUCUCCGCUGGCCAGACUCUGAUGAAACCAGCCGAGCUGUUAGCAGAAAAGUGGCUCAGCCAUAACCUGGACUUGGAAUCCAUCUGCAAAACUGAUUUAAAAUCAUGGAAGACCUACCAGACCGUCUACUUCUUAGACAGGAUCCUUGAGAAGUCACCUCUUCCUGAUGGUAACCUAAAGAAACUUGAAGAGUGCUACUCGCAUAUCAUUGAGUCCAACAAUGCGGAGCUGAAAGUGCGAUGGGCUCAGAUUGUUGCAAAAAACCAGCACACUCCAGGAUUCCAGCACAUUCGGGAUUUCCUCACAAGCCAGGGGAAGCAGAAGUACACUUUGCCUGUGUAUCGGGCACUUUGGAACGGAUCAGAGGAGACAAAGGCUUUGGCGAUGGAGAUGUUUUCUGCCACCUCCGGUCAGCUCCACGUCAAUGUUCGCAAUUAUGUUAAAAAGAUAAUAGCUUGAACAUGAUAAAAUUGGAAAAAU
Molecule: messenger RNA, 2006 nt
Organism: Danio aesculapii
Lineage: Eukaryota; Metazoa; Chordata; Actinopteri; Cypriniformes; Danionidae
Gene: rnpep
Product: arginyl aminopeptidase (aminopeptidase B)
Exons: 11
Coding region: 111-1985 (624 amino acids)
Biological process (GO): proteolysis
Molecular function (GO): metalloaminopeptidase activity; zinc ion binding
Source: RefSeq, a predicted model, not a curated record